Molecule: messenger RNA, 3322 nt
Organism: Sitophilus oryzae (rice weevil)
Lineage: Eukaryota; Metazoa; Arthropoda; Insecta; Coleoptera; Curculionidae
Exons: 3
Coding region: 61-2130 (689 amino acids)
Biological process (GO): G protein-coupled glutamate receptor signaling pathway; regulation of synaptic transmission, glutamatergic
Cellular component (GO): membrane
Molecular function (GO): group II metabotropic glutamate receptor activity
Source: RefSeq, a predicted model, not a curated record
CGCGUCGGUACCACUCUUCUUCUCGUUCUUCGGUACUGCCAGCAGAAUCAGCCGCUUAGUAUGGCUGGCACCUUCGUACGAAUCGUCACGUUGGCCGCGGUUUGCGUGGUAUUACCGCUCGCCGCGCAAGACCGACACGCUCGCUCCGGUGAUUUAGAUCGCGGGCCCCCUGAAGUACUACCCCAAUCCGUACUACCCUUCCGCGGCCGAAAUAAGUUUAUUUUUCUCGAUAACGGUGACAUCAAAAGGGAACCCCCCGGCGCAGGUUUAACCCCGGUACUACCCUCUUUUAAAGGGAGGAACAAAUUUAUUGUUUUUGAAGAAAUAUCCUCACCCUCCACUGAGGUACCACCUUAUAAAGGUAAAAAUAGAUUCGUGUUUCUGGAUAACAGUGAUUCAAAGCAUGAAUCUCGCGUAUUUCAUGAACAAGAAGAGUCAGAAUUGGUGGUACCGUCACAGGACAAUGAUUUUUUUCGGCCUGGAGUAAUAUUCGAGAAACCAGUAGUUCGGAAACAACUGAAAACACCCUCGGACGUUUACGAAGAUGUCGACGGAGUACCUACGGAGUACCCGCGAGACGAGAACCGAGUGAAUCAGAAGAGGCGCGAUUUAAAGAUCCCCGCUGACCUUGAAGAAGGACGUACUACGUUUAAUCGUAGCGAAAUCCUGUCUUAUUUUCAGAACCUGAGACAUAAAGUACCGUCCGCUGCACCAGAGAACGAUUUAAAAAACCGACAAAUGAGGACAGGGCAGUACUCGGGUAACAAUAUGAGACAUGUGGUUUUCGAUAGAGACGAUGAAGAGGAGAGUAUGGCCUUGCAGCGUAAGAUUGAGAUGAGCACGGAGUUUUUUCUGGUACCUUCAACCAGCACACCACUAGUUACUUCUUCGUCAGCUUCAGGAGUACACAUCACAAAGACCAUUUUUCAAUCGGAUGAAAACAAGAUUGCUGGAGUGUUCAGAAACGAGGUCUGGGUCAUUCCCGUCCUGGCUCUUUCCGCAAUAACCAUGAUACUCAUCGCAGGUUUUGAGGUGUUUGUUCUUUGCAAAGCUUGGAGAACCACACCGAGUCGAAGACAUCUCUUCCUAGGUCAGAUGCUUCUUUUAGGAUUAUUCUCGUGUGCAGGACUGGCCUCAAUCUGUGCUGCAUCCCCCAGUCAGUUCACCUGUGCUUUGAUGCGAUUUGGAACUGGCGUAGCAUAUACUAUAGUUUUUGCUUCGCUAUUAGUUAAGUGUGUUUUCUUGAUAAGUUUAAACGGAGGAGUGUACUUACCAGCUCCUUACCAAGGACUAUUGCUGAUGUUUGCAAUUUUAAUACAAGUGGCCAUAGCUGUUCAGUGGCUUUUAACCAGCCCACCCCAAAUUGACUUCGUCACAGUGGAGCACGUGGUUUACCAGAACAGAAACAGACUCUUAGUUACCGCUGCUGAUAUCUCAACCUCCCAAAGCAUACCUUUAUGUCGUACUCCCUACGUUGACAUACUUUUAUCCUUGAUCUAUGUAAUAUUUCUUAUCGUUUUCGUGACAGUUUUGGCAGUGAAAUCUCGGGGAAUAAGAGACAACUACAGAGAAGCGACAUAUAUUGGACUUUCGGUGGGUUGCAGUAUACCCAUUUGGUUGAUUUGGACUGUAAGCGGGCUGGUGGUUGGCGAGAGACACAGGGAUGCUUGUAUAGCGUUUGGGCUUGUCGUAAUGGCGAUCAUGGUGUUCUUGAUCAUGUUCAUGCCGAAAGGAAGACAGUUGGCCGCUAUGGGGAAGGAAGGUGUGUAUGUGGAGGACAGGGAGGAGAGAUUCAGCUCGCUGAGUCGCGCUGGAUCCGGGUAUUCGCCGUCGUUCUUUCAUUUUAAACCGAUUAAGCAGGGCCUGAGUCACGGGACGACGCAUAAGCAUCAGCAUAUCACUACACUUGGAGGAGAUGUGGCGUUGUACCCAGCACCGCCCAGCUACACUCGCCUUUACCAGUACUACACCAGCCCACCGGGGUACUACUCUACGCGGUACUUGUCAGGUGGUCUGUACCUGCGCCCCGACGACGGCAACUUGUACACGACGCUGGAGCCCACUCUGAGCAGCAAUCCGAACGUGUACUUCCAAAGAGGAAACGGCCUGCAUCCUGGCAUGAUGUAUUGAAUGCGUAAUGGGCCGGUACUAGCUGGCCGGUGGUGGCAGUACUUUCAGCGCGGCGGCGAUCGCAAAAGCACCGACCGGUCGGUCAAACGAAGAAACGAAGAAGAAAAAUGGCGGCUAUGGCGGGCAUAAACCGUCGGUAAUUAAAAAUAUGGACUAAUUAAGAGCUGGAGGUCUUUUGUUGGGCGAUAAUAUUGGAAAAAACGAUUUCAAACUAUAUAGUACAGGAUCCUGAUUCAGGAUUUUUACGCCACUACUUUAUACGGGUCCGGCAACAAUGUGUCGGGUAUCUGUAGCUUCUAUAAUAAAAAAUAGAGGAAUUUUGGAUAAGUGCAAACCUAAAGUAUAUAUUUCAGGAAAACAUUUUCACUUCUACAGGGUGGCUUAAAAACGUGUCAGUGUAUAAGGGUGAUGUUUUUAAAUGGAACACCCUGUAUAUUAUUGCUUUUUGGGCUUCCUUUCUGAUCAUUUUACAUAAUUCUAAAUUAUUAAAUAUGUUUUGAUAGUUUCAGAAAUAAUAAUAAAUGAAUAAAAAAAUAAUUUGACAGCCUUUUAAAAAAAAAAUAUUAAAAAUACAAGACAUAUCCUGAAUUAAAAACUAUACUAGGUGAAUUUGACACUUUUUUUUAAAUUUACUGCUAGUUUUAUUGGUCUGUACUUACUUUGUUCUAAAUAUAGUAAUCUUAAACAAUACAGGCUGUUCAAAAUUCUAACACCUUCUAACAAAAAUAUAAAAUAGUUUUUCUUAUUUUUUUUUAAUGGAACCGCUAAAAAUUCUAAAAUGCUUUAAAUACAAAAAAUGUUCUUUUUUAAUUAUCCAUUUAACAAAAAUAAUAAUAACAAGACGUUCCAUUAAAAAAAACAUAGAAAAACUACUUUAUAUUCCAGAAAGUUUGGCAUGAAAUUUUGAACACCCUGGACCUGUUAAGAUUACGAUAUUUAUAGUAAAGUAACUACAGACCAUUAUAGUAAAUACCUAGUAUACUUUUGUUUAGUUUGUUGUUUCAGGGGGACAUUUCUUGUAUUUCUAAUAUUUAAAAAAAAAGCUGAUUUUUUUUUAAAUUUAUUUAUUAAUCUAUCUGAAACUAUCUAAACAUGUUUAAUAAUAUCUUAUGUAAAGUGAUCAGAAGGGAAGCCAAAAAUGCAAUAAUAUACAGGGUGUUCCAUUAAAAAAAAAUCAUCCCGAUCCACUAGC